AUGUCUGUUACACUGCAAACCAAUCUCGGAAAUAUUAAAAUUGAAUUAUUCUGUGAGCAGUGCCCAAAAACUUGUAAAAACUUUUUAGCAUUGUGUGCUUCUGGAUAUUAUAAUAAUUCAAUUUUUCAUCGUAAUGUUCCGAAAUUUAUUAUUCAAGGAGGUGAUCCAGAAGGAACAGGAAAGGGAGGAAAAUCAAUUUAUGGCAAAUUCUUUGAAGAUGAAUUUAGUGAAGAAUUAAUACAUGGAGAUAGAGGAUUUGUAGGAAUGGCCAACCGAUCAAAGCCUAAUACAAAUUCUAGUCAAUUUUAUUUUACAUACGAACCACAACCACAACUCAACAAUCAGUGUACAGUUUUUGGGAAGAUUAUUGAUGGACUAAAAGUUUUGGAUAAGAUGGAAGCUAUUCCUGUGGAUGGUAAAUAUAAACCUGUUCAGGAAAUUAAAAUUCUUGAUGUACAUAUUCAUUCGAAUCCGAUUGCAGUUUUUAGUGAUAUUGUGGAUAAUGGAAAAGUCAAUAAUAACAAGUAA
This is a messenger RNA of Naegleria gruberi, 528 nucleotides long. RefSeq lists its product as uncharacterized. The coding region runs from base 1 to 528 and encodes 175 amino acids. Lineage: Eukaryota; Heterolobosea; Eutetramitea; Acrasida; Naegleriidae. Gene Ontology annotation, cellular component: catalytic step 2 spliceosome. The record is from RefSeq and is a predicted model, not a curated record. Gene Ontology annotation, molecular function: peptidyl-prolyl cis-trans isomerase activity. Gene Ontology annotation, biological process: protein peptidyl-prolyl isomerization; protein folding. The transcript has a single exon.